Molecule: messenger RNA, 423 nt
Organism: Colletotrichum higginsianum IMI 349063
Lineage: Eukaryota; Fungi; Ascomycota; Sordariomycetes; Glomerellales; Glomerellaceae
Exons: 2
Coding region: 1-423 (140 amino acids)
Source: RefSeq, a predicted model, not a curated record
AUGUCAACUGUUAACAUUGUCAAAUACUAUUUCCACAAAGCAAAUGCCCCGAGGGACGCAGAACGAAUGCGCAAGAUGGUCUUGCUAGCGUACCAGACUGCAAAAGACAAGAAACUGUAUCCUAAAGAAGUAUUCAUUCGGUCUGAAGUCCAUCUCACCACUACCAUCAACGGUGUUCGUCAACAAGACCCAAAGGGCCUUCACAUCACUUUGUGCUACAAGGAUCAGGCCCAGAUAGAUUCCGGUACACACGUCGCUUGCCAUGGCUAUGUUACAGACAAGGAAAGCCUCCAAUUCAUCGAGGCAACUCAUGCUGGGGAGAAGCCAGACUCGACAAAGAAGAAUGAGAAAGGUGAUGUUGUCUGGCCGGGUGCAGAGCGUCUUUGGGCUGCUCCUGAGAUUGGUUAUGGCCAUCUCGAAUAG